AUGCAUUACUCCCCCCUCAUCGAAAAGAUCACCUCAUUCACUAAGAAGUGGACGGGUAAGAACCUUUCGUAUGCCGGUAAAACUGAACUCGUACGGUCUGUUUUGCAGGGUGUCGAGUGCUACUGGUUACAAGUCUUCCCGUUGCCAGCAAAUGGAACAAAGUACGGAGCGGUGGCAUGGAAGGACCUUUGCGUGCCCAAGGAAGAAGGAUGGCUCGGCCUUCGGGACCUUGGGGCAUGGAACAAAGCACUCCUAGCCCGUUACCUUUGGAACAUUCACAUCAAGAAAGACUCCCUUUGGAUUAAGUGGAUUCAUACCGAGUUCAUCAAGGGCAAGUCGAUAUGGGAGUGGAGUGUGAAGUCCCGAGACUCUCCACUGUUCAAGAGAUUGAUCGAGAUUCGGGACGAGAUGCUAGGGGAUCGACAACAAAGAGAAGUCGAGAUGCAGUGGGAGAAGUGGUAUACAUCAAAAGGAACCGUCGAGGCCUACGAUUGGUUCAGGCCUAAAGGGGAACGGAGACUUUGGCACAGGUUCAUUUGGAAGGAUUUUAUCCCUCCAAAGUAUUCGUUCACGACCUGGCAGGUGCUCAGGAACCGACUACCGACGAGGGACAGGCUCGGCUGCAGAGACACUGAGAUUGAUCAAAGAUGUCCACUAUGCACCACAGGAACCAAAUCAGUGGACCACCUCUUCUUCAAGUAUACCAAGACAAGAGAAGUUUGGCGUGUGAUCAAGACAUGGGUUGGCAUGAGGAGGCCGAUCACAACCAUACCAAGCGCGAUCAAGUGGUUCCUUAAGGAGCGCAGUGGUGUAACGGUGAUCCGUAAGGCAAGGAGCCUGGCCAUUAUAGCCACGAUCAGCUUGAUGUGGAGAGCUAGGAACGCCGUAAUUUUUGAUGGAGCUACCUUUGAGCCGAAGCACCUGAUCUUUCAGAUUAAGAAAAUCACUUACGCUACACUCUACUCCAUGUUCCCGCACGAGACGGUCCAGGAGCACCUUGGAGUUUAG
Salvia splendens (bonfire salvia) is the source of this 1008-nucleotide messenger RNA. RefSeq lists its product as uncharacterized. The record is from RefSeq and is a predicted model, not a curated record. NCBI's taxonomy places the organism in Eukaryota, Viridiplantae, Streptophyta, Magnoliopsida, Lamiales, Lamiaceae. Bases 1 to 1008 code for a protein of 335 amino acids. The transcript is spliced from 2 exons.